Messenger RNA from Desarmillaria tabescens, 1266 nucleotides. RefSeq lists its product as uncharacterized. Bases 147 to 1184 code for a protein of 345 amino acids. NCBI's taxonomy places the organism in Eukaryota, Fungi, Basidiomycota, Agaricomycetes, Agaricales, Physalacriaceae. The transcript is spliced from 2 exons. The record is from RefSeq and is a predicted model, not a curated record.
ACCUUUGGUACAACCGCCACUUGAAACCAAAUUACGUCGUAUCUGGACAUUGCUAGAAAACUCAGGAUGCAAUCUAGGGCAGAAAAUGACGGAUAAAACUGGGAAAAACUGGUAAAGACUUCAAUCAAUGCACAGAAAGGCAAGGAAUGAUGCAUGGCAGAGAAACCAGACACGUAUCAAGUAUGAAAGUCUCUCUCAAAUCAUGCUCUCUGCCCUCGCCGAGACCGGCCAAGCAGAAUCAACCAUUACAGUGCCGAAGCAACGGUCCUACACUGGUAGAAAACCUGGCUAAUACUCCCUGCAUCGACUUUGGUAUUCACGGGGUCUUAGAGAGGCUUAAUGCAACACUUGGCACUUCAUAUACUCUGAACGGCUCCAUCUUGCGCUCGGUUCUCGAAUCCUUCAUCGCACAAAAUUACGACUUUGGCAUUGUCUACACCAAUUUGCGUCCUUAUUGGUAUGACUUGACCACCAUCAGAUACAUCGGGGAAACAUGGAACCGACACUGGGAGAUGCGACAAAAUAUCCUUGUGAAUAACAUGAUCUCCGGCGAAAAUUUUUCACCCCGGCGAAUUUGGGAUCUGUAUGCUAAUCGUGUGGUGCCAUUAUGGGUCGCCUUCGAAUAUCCAUGGCCGAUUUCGUAUGCGUGGGUGUCUGACGAGGAGCGCAUGAAUGUGUGGACGCCCAUCAAUGGAUUUGAAUGGCCAGUGCCGAUCCCUAAAGAUGCAAACCUUGAUCUCAUCCGAAUUGAGAUGUUGAACAUCGGAGCAGAGUACGUGUGGUUAGAAGUUCUGUGUUUGAGGCAAGAGAGUGAGUGGAAGGUCGAUCUGCGCAAAGAAGAGUGGAAGGUCGACGUGCCCACCAUUGGAUCUAUCUACCGCAACGCGAUGGUGGUGUCUUACCUCAGCGGGUUGGGUCGGCCUUUUUGUUUGAAGCCAGGCUAUUUGGAAAGUGAGCGGUGUUGGUUCAGACGUGCAUGGACGCUACAGGAGGUCAGCAGUAACUUGAUAAUUGGCGGGGAGACCGACAAUUACUGGAUCAUGGAAACAUCCAUACGACUGAUGUUCAAGGAAGAACUGCAAGCGUUGCAGGCGAUGACCAGACGGAGCGUCUUUGACGUCCUGUGGCAGAUGCGCAAUCGCGUGUCAACUAAGCCUCUGGAUAAAGUCGCAGACCUGGUAUAGGUUCUCUCCGCAAAAUCUAUCCCAAUAUACGAUGAGACACAAUCCGAAGAGGAUGCCUGGGCAGCACUCGUGGAUGUUAUGC